AUGCCGCCUCGCUAUCCAUACGGAGGUGGGCCACCGUCCGAUGAAGCGCAUUAUCAGUCGCCCGAUCGUCGCUACCCCCUGACCUCAGAAGCGCAACAGCAACCACUCUCACACGGUCACAACGCAUACCCAACUUAUGAUUUGGGUGCAGAGCCCACCUCGCCGCCUCACGUCUCUUUCGACCCCUACAUGCCCCCAUCCGCAUCAGGCGAUCACACCGGCUACGAGCAUCCCUCCACCGACUUUUACGACCAGUCACGCUCCUCCUAUCCUCCUCCGCAUAUGACUUCGCCACACAUGGCGAAUCCUUACACGUACUCGCAACCUCAUCAUGCCGGUGUGGACCCCUUCGACGACCGCACUGGCGACGUACCACUCUUGCCAAGGAACGGCAACUAUGCCUAUGCACCCGCCUCGCACUUCGAUGAAAACGGAAACCACGUCGGACCUGUAGACAAGUAUGCUGACGGAGACGAUGAUGUGAUGGACGAAGAUGCAGUCAAUGGCCAGGCAAGAGGAAGGCUCCUUCGUAACCCUGCUGCAUCACACGACGACGGCUACAUGCCUGGAGGCUUCGAUCCGACCAUGCUCGAGAACGGAGUGGGAGGUGUUCGCUACGGAAAGAUUCCGCAGCGUGUGCCGAGGCGAUACAAGACGCUCAAGCGAGUCGAGCUCUACCACGGCAACCUCGUGCUUGACUGUCCCGUCCCCUCCAAGCUCCUUGACAAGCUCAACGACCGAGAGUCUCGCGAGUUCACCCACAUGCGCUACACCGCCGCCACCUGCGAUCCCGACAACUUCAAGGACGAGCGCUACACGCUCCGACAGGUGCUCUUCGACCCACCGCGCCGAACCGAGCUCUUCAUCGUGCUCACCAUGUACAACGAGGACGAGGAGCUCUUUACCCGCACCAUGCACGGUGUAAUGACCAACAUCGCCCAUCUCUGUACUCGAGAGCGCUCCAAGACGUGGGGCAAGGAAGGCUGGAAGAAGGUGGUUGUGUGCAUUGUCUCAGACGGUCGACUCAAGAUCAACUCGCGCACGCUGUCCUGUCUCGCCGCCAUGGGUGUCUACCAGGAGGGAGUGGGUAAGAACGUCGUCAAUGGCAAGCCCGUCACGGCGCAUAUCUACGAAUACACUGCGCAGCUCUCGAUCGACCCGAGCAUGCACUUUAAGGGUCGCGAAAAGGGCAUCAUGCCCGUGCAGAUCCUCUUCUGCCUCAAGGAGCGUAAUCAGAAGAAAAUCAACUCGCAUCGGUGGUUCUUCAAUGCCUUUGGUCAGAUUCUGCAGCCCAAUAUCUGUGUCUUGCUCGACGUGGGUACCAUGCCACGGCCUCGUUCCAUCUAUCAUCUCUGGAAGGCAUUCGACAUCAACUCCAACGUCGGCGGUGCUUGCGGUGAGAUUGUCGCGCUCAAGGGCAAGUUCUGGAGUGCGCUACUCAACCCGCUAGUAGCUGCGCAGAACUUCGAGUACAAGAUGUCCAACAUCCUCGACAAACCGCUCGAGUCGGUCUUUGGCUACAUCACUGUGCUGCCCGGUGCUUUCUCUGCCUAUCGAUACAUCGCGCUGCAAAAUGAUGUGCACGGACAAGGACCGCUGUGCUCGUACUUCAAGGGUGAGACGCUGCAUGGUGGUCAGUCGGACGCCGACGUCUUCACAUCGAACAUGUAUCUUGCUGAGGACCGAAUCUUGUGCUGGGAGCUGGUGUCGAAGCGCGAUAGUGCCUGGAUCCUGCACUACGUUAAGUCGGCUCAGGCUGUCACCGACGUACCCGAUCAAGUCCCCGAGCUGAUCUCGCAGCGUCGCCGAUGGCUCAAUGGUUCAUUCUUCGCCGGCAUCCACUCGAUCAUCAAGUUUGGCUACAUCUACCGCUCCUCGCAUUCCUUCGGACGCAAAUUCGCGCUGCACAUCGAGAUCAUCUACCAGACGGUGCAGCUCAUCUUCUCGUGGUUCGGUAUGGCCAACUUCUUCAUCGCCUUCUUCAUUCUCACGAGCGCGAUGAGCGAUCUCAUCCCGGCGCUCAAGGUCCCCAACCUGGUGCUGUCGUACAUCUACAUCGCGUUCAUCAUCUUCUGUUUCCUGCUGUCCAUGGGCAAUCGUCCUGCGGGCAGCAAGUUCGGCUAUACACUGGCGAUGGUCGUCUUUGCGCUACUGACGGUGUACAUGACGGGCGCGGCGAUCUACCUUGCGGUGAGCUCGAUCAUGAAUGCGACGGGGGCCAAUGGGCCUGGUGCACAGUCGUUGGUGACCAACCGCAUCUUUGUCAACAUCGUCAUCUCGCUCGCCGCGACGUUUGGUGUCUGGACGAUUGCGAGCAUCAUGUUCCUCGAACCGAUGCACAUGAUCACUUCGAUCGUCCAGUACCUGUUGCUGGCACCGACGUUCGUCAACGUGAUCAGCAUCUAUGCAUUUGCCAACAUCAACGAUAUUUCGUGGGGCACCAAGGGGUCGGACACGGUGAUGACGGAUCUCGGAGUCGUCGGUGGCAAGGGCAGCACGAACCAGGUCGAAGUUGCGAUCCCCACCGAGUCUACGGAUAUCAACGACGCCUACGAUGAUGCCAUCCAUGUGCUCUCCAACAAGCCGCCCAAAGCGGGACCAGCAGCAAGAGACAAGGAGACUAAGCAGAAAGACUACUACGCAACUGUGCGCACCAACGUAGUUCUCUGCUGGUCCUUGAGCAACGCAGCGCUGGUGGUGGGCAUCUUGAACAUCAGCUCGAUUGGCACGAGGACCAUCUACAUGGGUUUCCUGCUGUACUCGGUAGCCGGACUGGCGCUGUUCAGGAUGAUGGGGUCGACAAUCUACCUCAUCAAGCGGCUGUUCUCGGGAGAGUAG
Molecule: messenger RNA, 2838 nt
Organism: Kalmanozyma brasiliensis GHG001
Lineage: Eukaryota; Fungi; Basidiomycota; Ustilaginomycetes; Ustilaginales
Product: Chitin synthase
Exons: 1
Coding region: 1-2838 (945 amino acids)
Cellular component (GO): cell periphery; cell septum
Molecular function (GO): chitin synthase activity
Source: RefSeq, a predicted model, not a curated record